AUGUUCCCUGCCGAAAAAAAGGGAGAAUGGGAGCCUCAUAGGAUACGCGGGAGGGUCGUCAAGGUCAGGAAAGUAGUAUCGCCAAAGCCAGCGGCACCAGCGACGGAGUCUUCUGUUCACGCGAGCGAUGAGGGAGCCGCUGCUGCAUCUGGUUCUACUGCGGAAGACAGCUCGAAGCAGGAUAUCGAGAUGAAGGAUGCCGCCGAUGACAAGGCGAAAGAGACUCAGGCUACCGGUGAAAUAGGCGAAAAGCCAGCAGAAGCCGUUGAAGAGACGGAAGAAAUGACCGUGUAUGAGGAAGAUACAAUGUCGGAUGAGGGUGCGGUUUAUGCAUUACACAAUGGAGCCGUGGUGGACUGGUCGUGUUUCUUCGCGCUCCUCACACAUGUAUACAACACCCUGAGCCCGCCUUUCCACACACCAAUGAUAAUAAUUGCACAACCAGUCUGGACGGCCGCAGAUCGAGAGAGGUUGACCCAGUUCGUGUUCGAGAAGUUCAAGACGCCAGCGUUUUGUCUGAUGGACUCUGCCUUGGCUGUCUGCUACGCAUACAAUACCCCUAAUGCUACCGUUGUUGAUGUGGGCCAUGGCAAGGCAGAUGUUACGGCUGUAACAGAUUUCAUAGUGAGCGAACACGGACGAGGAAUAGCCCUGGAAGGGUGCGGUGGUCAAGCAUUGACUGAUAGACUACUGGAACUGCUGGGACCCAAAGGAUUCACCCGUGAAAUGUGUGAAAAAUUGAAGAGGAACCCGAUUUGCGAAAUCCUACCGCCUGGCACUCCGUUACCCAAAGACAAUGGCUCUGACUCGGCGAAUCAAGAGUCUAUCAAACAGGCUCCUGCUCCAGGCAUGGGUCCCGAUAUGCCUAGAGGCCUAGGAAAUGGCGAGAAGGAAGAUGACGACGGCGUGCUAGACGUUGCUAGCAUUGUCAGCAGGGGUAAUGCCAGUGAAUUCAUUGCCAAACGAGAAAAGGAAAAGGCUGAAAAGGCAGCAUCCCGAAAGGGCCAAGCUGCGGAGUCUGCUGCCGCCAGACAAGCCCGUUUGCCAAAUUCAAAGAAAGCAAGGGCUAUUUUCCAUUAUGAAGGGUUAGCAGAGCCACAUGCCGGGGCCAAUGACCAAACACAGCCUACCAAACAAAAGAAGGAGAUUGAAGUAGGGGUAGAGAGACUUAUGGCUGCAACACCUCUUGAAUCAGGUGCUGAUGAGAGGUGUGGCUACAGUAUCUUGGAGACACUUGCAGCUCAGAUCCAUCAUACAAUUCUCUCUGUUCCCGAUGCCUCAACACGCAGCAGUUUGUGGGACUCUCUCAUUAUACUUGGAAACGGCAGCAAAGUAAAAGGUUUCCCUCAAGCACUCCUUUCUACUAUCACACAGAAAUACGUGCUGUCCCCGUCCUCAGGGACUAUAUUUACCUCAGAGAUACCUUCAACCUUCUCAACUCCUCUAGCAACGGGGGCAAACACACCAGCUCAGCCUCAAAACCCAGGUCCUUACCUUCACCCUGCUGCUCAUGGUGUGAACCCGCUGCUUGUAGCUGCUACUCACUCAAAUACCCCCGCAACGCCCAACAAUCUAAACUCCAAUGCUGCUCUCUCUGCUGACCCCAACAUGCUUGCACACCAUAAAUCCACGGGCCAUUCACAAACACCGACAGGAAUCAAACUGCUCAAACCCCCAGAAUAUUUCCCCGAGUGGAAAGAACAAGGCUCAUCAAGUGCGGCCGCUGCGGUCCCCGGUACAAACCCACCAGCAAACACAGACGCUAGCAAUGCGAAUGCGGCAACCGGAGUGGCAUCCGGUUCUAACAACGUUGGCAUGGAAGAGGCAACAUUCCUCGGAGCACAGGUGGCUGCCAAGGUGAUUUUUAUUGUGGACCAGGGUGCUAGCAAGGGUUAUCUCAGUCGUGUCGAGUAUAAUGAUGCUGGUCCAACGGCGAUUCACAAGUAUUGUUUGUAA
Molecule: messenger RNA, 1956 nt
Organism: Trichophyton verrucosum HKI 0517
Lineage: Eukaryota; Fungi; Ascomycota; Eurotiomycetes; Onygenales; Arthrodermataceae
Exons: 2
Coding region: 1-1956 (651 amino acids)
Source: RefSeq, a predicted model, not a curated record